Molecule: messenger RNA, 1465 nt
Organism: Branchiostoma floridae (Florida lancelet)
Lineage: Eukaryota; Metazoa; Chordata; Leptocardii; Amphioxiformes; Branchiostomatidae
Product: protein DD3-3-like
Exons: 8
Coding region: 16-1281 (421 amino acids)
Source: RefSeq, a predicted model, not a curated record
GUAAUUAACCACCAAAUGCUUCUCUUCCACAGCUACUACAAGCGUGAGAGUGCAAACUCCGUAGCUAAGUACGAGUGUGUGGAGUUCUACAACAACGCCAGGACACAAAAGAAGCACUGGUCACGCUGGAACAACCAGCAGGACUGUGAGGACAACGAUGGGGAGUGGAGGGCGUACUACAGCUAUCUGGAGAAGGCACCCACAGUUUCCCAGGCAGAUUGCCAGGGGGAGGGCCGCAGUGGCCUGCGGUACGUCUACGGUUACCCUGAGGGGGAGGAUACCGACACCCAGACGUGCCUGGUGCUCCCGCCCGCGCCGGACUGUCAGCCGGCGCCAUGGAGCAGGUCCAACCAUCUGGGCAACAGCAGGGAAGGGCAGGCCAGUAACUACACCUGGGUGCUGCCAUACUUCCCGUCUGGGAACACCAAGAGAUGUGUGGUGAGAAUCAGGUACAACAUCUCCACAGAUGACUAUGAUCCUUGGCAGACUGACGCAGCCUACAACCAGAACCUCCAACUAGGCCUGCUGUCCCCCGUACAGCAGAACCCAACAGUGGACAUCGGUGCUGAGUACUCCCCGCUCAGACUGGCCAUCAACACAGCUCAGUUUGGCAGGACCUUCCAGGACCGGAGCCACGUGUUCCUGCUGAAGCCUCGGCCCAGCGGCCUGGAGGGUCGGGCCAUCCACAACCUGAACGUACGCGGGAAGCGCGGGAACAUCGUGCAGGUGUACCCUGCCGUGGAGUACGACUUUGUGCCCACCGACCUGCACAUGGAGGAGGGGGACCUGACACACAUACAGUGGGAAGGGUCAAACAGCCACAACAACGGGAACCCUGCAGGGGAUGGCCAGGCUGGGGAUGCUGGGGAGGGCACAACUGGCACGGACCGAAACAACAUCGUGCAGAUGCGAUCACUGCUGGACAACUUCCCCGCUCCGUUUGAGAACUCUACCAUGUGGAACAGCGCCCGGGUCUGGUGGCCGGCCGCGCCCAAAUAUAGUCUGGCAAAGGACCUGGCUGUGGCAUUUGCCAGCUCAGGAUACUACACCUGUUUCCAUGCGGAGGUCUGCCACACCGAGUCAGUGGAACGGAAGAACAAGCUGGACAAGCUUCUCAACAACGCGCCGGCGUCGUUCGAGGGGGCGCUCCUGGAGUUCCGCAAGGGCACGUACCACUACAUGUGCACGCGCAACAACAACUUCUCCAACCGCAGCCAGAAGGGAACCAUCCACGUGGCCGAGGGGACCAAGUCAUCCUUCACAGACAACGACCUGCCUUAGCAUUUGUCAAUCUUUUUUGUUUCAUUUUGUAAAUCUUAAAAUGAAUGAAAACUUAAGACUCUUUUUACACAUUCAUCUAAAUGCUUUGUUCUCACCAACGUUUUGGUGACCGUCUGUCACCUUCUUCAGGGUAAUUCUGAGUCUAAAAAGAGUCUCUUUAUUCAGUGACAUACCAACCUGAUGA